This is a messenger RNA of Scomber scombrus (Atlantic mackerel), 4477 nucleotides long. RefSeq names its product Ras association domain family member 8b (gene rassf8b). The transcript is spliced from 9 exons. Bases 317 to 1630 code for a protein of 437 amino acids. Gene Ontology annotation, biological process: signal transduction. The record is from RefSeq and is a predicted model, not a curated record. NCBI's taxonomy places the organism in Eukaryota, Metazoa, Chordata, Actinopteri, Scombriformes, Scombridae.
UUGGGAAGCUCCAUGACCGGACGGACGGGCGCGUGCGUGUUUACAUCCAAACGGUUGAUCACAGUCUUCCAGGCGGGGUUGAGGUCUGAUGCAUGCACGUAUCCGCACGCUAUAAACAGGAUCCCCCCCGCAUGUUUCCCCGCAUACCAUGCAGCGGAAAAGUAUCGGAUUUUAUACUGAGGAGAAAUACUGAAGCUACAGGACAAGAGGAGACUUUUACAUGCUCUGACACACAGUGAUCUGCGGCUGAACCAGAGGAUGGACAAAGAAACAGUCUUUGCACCCCCCUGUGGUGUGGAGGUAUGAGGGCCCCUGGAUGAAGGCCAUGGAGCUGAAAGUGUGGGUGGAUGGAGUGCAGCGCAUCGUGUGCGGGGUCACGGAGUUCACCACAUGCCAGGAAGUGGUCAUUGCCCUGGCACAAGCCAUUGGGCGCACCGGCAGAUACACUUUGAUUGAGAAAUGGCGGGACACAGAGCGUCACUUGGCUCCUAAUGAGAACCCAGUGGUAUCCCUCAACAAGUGGGGUCAGUAUGCCAGCGAUGUUCAGCUCAUCCUCCAACGGACUGGCCCGUCUGUUAGUGAGCGGCCCACCUCUGACGGGCAGUCUCGCAUCCCGGAGCGUGGCUUCUACCGACAAAGCCUUCCGCCGCUGGCAAAGCUUCGCCCAUCAGCGGCAGACCGCUCGCUCAAACGAAGGGAACCCAAACGCAAGUCUCUGACCUUCACUGGUGGAGCCAAGGGUCUGCGGGACAUCUUUGGGAAAAGCAGAGACAGUGAAGCCAAACAGACCCAGCAGCGUGGCGUGAGUCUGAACCUGAGCAGAGUUGGAGGUGGUGGAGUAGCAUCUGUACCUGGGAGUCCAGCCAGAGAGCUGAGCCGGCUGGUGCAGCUGCAGAGAGACAAGCUCCAGGCCCUGGAGAGCCGUCUGCUGGGCUGUGAGGCCGAGCUGCGAGACUGGGAGGAGGCAGCCAGUGAGCCAAAUGAAGAAGUAAACCUGGAGGAGGAGCUGCUGCUUUUAGAGCAGCAGGUGAGGAGAAAUGAUACCGAGAUGGAAGAGGAGGAAUUCUGGCAGAACGAGCUGCAGAUCGAGCAUGAGAGCGAGCGGCAACUCCGGCAACAGCUAGCCGAGCUGCAGGGCCGAGUACGCGACUCCGAGACAAAGCUUUCAGAGUACCUAGCUCGCAUACAGGGCAUGGACGCAGGCCUGGAGCAGGAGAGGCUGCAGCAGGAGGCCAAGCUCAGCCAGAAGGUCAAUGAGGAGGAGGUGCAGGCCCAGUUAGAGAAAGUGAGGGCAGAGCUGGAAAUGCAAAGCCAACACACAGCACGGCUGGAGAGCAGCUGCAGGGCGUUGGAACGCUCACUUGGCCAGUCGAGCAAGAGAUUACAGGAGAAGGAGCAGGAGCUGGAGCAGCUGACAAAAGAGCUACGACAGGUCAACCUGCAGCAGUUCAUUCAGCAGACUGGUACCAAGGUCACCGUGCUUCCUGCUCAGACUACAGGAGAAUACAGCAACGAAGUGGAUUCUGGCUCCCUGAAAAGACUUGGCUCAUCACGUCUCUUACCCAGCAACCUCCGCACUCUUCAAAACAGUGUCUCUUCCAGCCUGAACCCUGAAGGCAUCUACGUUUGACCCAGAACUGUCCACAAGAUGCUUCCUGGAGACGUUAUUUGGGCUCCAGGGUGGGCUAAUGUUCCCAGGACUUUACCUACAACAGAAUGGUCGAAAUAAAAUGAACCCUGCUCCGGGGAUGCCUCAAGGCAUGGAGGAUGUUGGCAAAAGCAUUACUGGAGGAUCCAUGGGGCAUAACGAAAGACAAACCUACAUCUGUUCAUCUUUCCUGUACUGCCUUCUCUUUCAUCUUCCUUAGACUGAAACUGAUGUCAAUGUCCAUUUGCAAAUCUUGUGUUAAGAUUCCUCCUAAAUCAGUCUUCAAAAGCUUAAUUUUCUAUGAGUUUAGAAAACUACCCGCCAGCAGAUGUUUUAGUUGUUUUCUGACUGAGGAGGCAAACAGUGCAAACAUAUUAUUUGUAUGCUGUAAAAGACAAACAGUAGAGAAUAUAUCAGGAUAUAAAGUUUGGACACAUACGCAUACACAAACUAAUGCAUGCACGAGCAUGCACAAAAACCACACCUGUGCUAUGAGCAUAGCCAUAUCAGAUUGCCUUACUCUGGUGUUUUAAAACCAGACAAUAUAAGUCUAAUGUUGCAACAGAACUCAUGGUAGCUACUGAACACUAUGCGCCACAUACAUUUACUAUUUAAAAAAAAAAAGGCUCAGCACCAGUAAAUGUGAUUCCUGAUGUCAGUAAAACAUAACAUUGGCUUGAUAUUUUUUUAUACAUUCAUUUUUUUUGCAUUGAUUUGAAGAGGAAACAAAUUUGCCUCAUAUUUCCUGUGGAAAACCCAUCAUUUUAGAUAAAUUAUGUAAAGGAAAUGGAGAACAAACCACAUUUCAUAGAUUCAUUGAGUAACAAAAACUGACUUUGACUUUGACUUUUUUGGUGAAGAAGUUUGGCUCAAGGUUCAGUUUUAUGCCAUAUUGGUUUACAAGAGCCAUUAAUGUCCUCUUUGUUUCAGUGCAACGCUUGUGUGAAUGUGAAUGCAGCAAAGCGUGAUGACAAAGAAUUAUAUCAUACCCAGGUUGGCCACUGGGUGGGGACAAAACCUAUAUUAUUCAGACAGGUGAAAGUUACUCCUUACAUCUGUCUUUAUUCAUUUUCAUGUGUCAUGUACCGUAUGUAUGACUUUGCAUAUCAUUUUUGUAGCAAAGCCUCAGCACUUUAGCUUUCAGUGAAUCAUCUGAGGUGCCACUUACAUUGUACAUUUGACAUAUUUCAUUGUGUUCAUCAAGCAGGGAUGCCCAUACUUAAAGAAUACAUAAUGUAUUCUUUUGUUUCCUCAUGAUAUAACAAAAGAUGUCUCAUAUAUGAACCAAAGCUAGUGUGACAAACAUUAUUAGUUAGAUAAGUGUACUUUUUUUUUUUUACACAGUAUGUAUGCAACUUAUGCCCAUGCAAAGUAUCCACUAGAGUAUAAUGACAGGUGCAUACAGUAUAUUUUUCAUGGUUUAUUGUUUUUAGGUGCCAGAUAGUUGAGACCUGUCACACAGCAUUACCCAGAAAGUUUCAGAGGACAGAAAAGUAUUUAAAACUCUACACAGAAGUAGCUGAGAGUAAAAUUCAGACCCCUUCUUUCAUAAUUUAACAGAGGUCUGGUUCCUACUGUACAUACCCACGUCUAACUGAAGAUGAUAUUCUCCCCUGAGUUUCUGGAUUGGAUUGAAACAAACUGCAUAAGCAGCAGCUUAUAUUUUUGCUGUGAAUGUAUGAUAAAGGAAAUCCCUUCCUCCAGUGUGAGGGAUCAUUGUUUGCUCUGCAGUGCACAGGUAACCGGAGGAAUUUACACCUUGGAAAACUAUUCUCAGAAACUGCUCUGUAACAGAAGUUCGUCUUUUUUCCUCUCCCCCUCAGUAUGCAGUAUUAUUGUCAUGGCAACGACUUCAGCUGUGACGGGGAGACUGUAACCCACUAAUAAAAGCUCUCGUUGACUGAAAGUUUUGAAUAAUGGCAUGCCUUACUGAAAAAAAAAAACAACCUGUGAAUAAUGUCUACAUAUCACAGCAGUCUAUGAACUAUUUAAAAAAGGCUGAAGUCUGAAAUAUGCAGAGUGCUGAAGAGGUUAGACUUUAAUACUGCCGUUCAAAAGGCAGCUCUGUGUGCAUGCAAUAAUGUGUGAUUGGUUUUGUUUUGACCCCAAUUGGUGGCAAUUCAUUUUGUUUUAGGUUUGUUUUGGUCCUUUUUGCCUUGUUGAUGAUGAUGUUCAAAGUUAGAGAUUUGGUGAAAAGCAAACAGGCAGUCAAAAAUGGCAAAUAUUAUCUUCCAUUUUUUUUUCUUCUUGUAAAACCAAUAUUUGUGGAUGUGAAAAAUAUCCAUAUUGCAUUGAAAGUUUACAAUAAGUUUACCAGGAUUGCCAGUUGUUUUUCCCCUUUUCUUGUAGACAUUGUCAACAAUUGUUUUUUCUGUGCCAUCAAUGAAGCUUUUCAAAUAAAAGUGCAUAUACAAAUGACAUGAUGGAGCCAUUAUGGAAACAGCCAUCAAGUGGUUUUGAAAGCUAUUUUAGAAACGCUGCAGCUCAGGGAUAUUUCAAGAUACAGAAUUACCUACGAAAAAGAAUAAGCAGAAAGUAAUUAUAGAUAAAUGCUGUUCAUGAAGUCUGGAGUCAAUUUGACAGGUCAAAAAAGCAUAUUUGCUCUCACACAGCUGUUUGACAAGUUUAAUACGCAGCGUUGGCUCAUAGACAAAAUAUGGCAAAUGUAACUGAAGCAUUGAUUUGGUUCAGAGAGAGAGAGAUGUAGCUUUGUUUGAAAGUCUUAAAUGUUUAUGUUGGUUCAUGAUUCAUGUUGAAGCUUGUUCAAGUUUGUGCCUUACAUGUAUGGCCAUCACAUUCAAGUCAGAGCACUAAGCUUAUUUUCAGAAA